Messenger RNA from Ramularia collo-cygni, 4086 nucleotides. RefSeq names its product related to Protein CFT1. Gene Ontology annotation, cellular component: nucleus; mRNA cleavage and polyadenylation specificity factor complex. The transcript has 2 exons. The record is from RefSeq and is a predicted model, not a curated record. NCBI's taxonomy places the organism in Eukaryota, Fungi, Ascomycota, Dothideomycetes, Mycosphaerellales, Mycosphaerellaceae. The coding region runs from base 1 to 4086 and encodes 1361 amino acids. Gene Ontology annotation, molecular function: protein binding; nucleic acid binding.
AUGCAGGCCUACACCGAGCUUGUGCCUCCGACGGCCGUGACGCAUGCCAUUGCUCUGCCAUUUCUCAGUUCCAGUGCCACGAACCUCGUCGUUGCAAAGACGUGCCUCCUCCAGGUCUUCGACAUCACUUCCUCGGACCAACUCCGCCUGAUUGGCGAAUAUCCCCUCGCCGGCACCGUCACCGCCAUCGCGCGCGUCAAACCCCUUUCUGAAUGGAAAACGGUCGGCGAAGCUCUCCUCAUCUCCUUCCGCGAUGCGAAGCUCAGUCUAGUGCAAUGGGAUCGCGACAAUUACCGCCUCAACACCAUCAGCAUCCAUUACUACGAGGGUGAAAAUGUCGUGGCGCCACCGUUUGAGCAGGAUUUGGGGGAAUACGAGAGCGUCUUGACCGUCGAUCCCAGCAGUCGAUGUGCUGCCCUGAAGUUUGGCGCGAGACAGCUGGCYAUUCUGCCCUUUCGCCAGUUUGGAGAUGAAUUGAUGGGCGAGGAAGAGGGCGAAUUCGAGGGCAAGGCGGAGAGGAUGGAGGAAGGAUACCACGACAGAGACCAGACUCCCUACAAGCCUUCCUUUGUGCUUCCCUUGACCACACUCGAUCCCACUCUAUGUCACACGGUCCACCUGGCCUUUUUGCACGAGUAUAGAGAACCCACACUGGGCAUUCUCUCAUCACCGAUCGAACCCUCGGCUGCUCUGUUUGAAGAAAGGAAGGAUUGUCUCACAUACACCGUCUUCACCCUCGAUCUGGAGCAGAGAGCCAGCACAAAUCUCAUCACGGUGAGCAAACUUCCUGCCUCGCUGUGGAAGGUCGUCCCACUACCUCUUCCCAUUGGAGGUGCGCUCUUGGUGGGAAACAACGAGUUUGUGCACGUCGACCAAAGCGGCAAGGCGAAUGCCACGGCUGUCAACGAAUUCGCCAAAAAGGAGAGCGAUUUCGGCAUGGUAGAUCAAUCGCAUCUCAAUCUCAAGCUAGAGGACUGCUGUAUAGAGGUCCUUGACUCCAAAACGGGAGAGCUGCUGGUGGUAUUGAACGACGGAUCUCUCGCGACGGUGACAUUCCAAAUGCUGGGUCGGGCUAUCAGCUCCGUAGAUGUUGCCAGAGUAUCGACAGAGAACGGAGGCUCAAUAUUCCCCGCAGCUGCAUCAUGCGUAACGCGACUGGAUGGCAGUAAGCUCUUCGUCGGCAGUGAAGAUGGUGCCUCCCGAUUACUUGGCUGGAGCAGGCCCAUCCCAUCCCUGGCUCGCAAGCGUUCCCACGCGCAAAUGCUUGGCAAGGAUCCAGAGGAUGAAGACGAUGAAGACGCAAUUGACGAGGAUGACGAUGACCUAUAUGAUGCGGCGCCGGAAACCAAGAAGAGAGCGACCUCUGCAGCAGACCCCACCUCUGCGGAGAGCCUUGCUAGGUUCGAUGUCAGAGAUACCCUCAGAUCUAUCGGACCCAUCAACAAGAUCUGUUUGGGAAAGCGGCCAGGUUCAGCAAAAGACAAACUCCAACUUCUUGCCGGUACAGGAAGAGGUCGCUCAAGUCGACUGACCAGCUUAAAUCGUGAUAUCGUCCCUCGAACGAUUCGCAAAAGUCAAUUCGAUGGCGCGAAGAACGUCUGGGCCAUCCACUCGAGGCAGCCUGAAUCAGAUGACGACCACGAUAAUCUUCUCUUCGUCUACGAUGGGUCAGAAACGCAGGUCUACGACAUCACGUCUGCUUCUGCUGAUGAGUCAGGCGAAGGUGGCUACAUCGGACGCUCAGCAUCUGAAUUCGAACAUGAAGGCGAGACGCUUGAGAUGGGCACACUCGCAGACGGUGUUUCAAUCGUGCAGAUUCGAAAGACCGAAAUCAGGACAUAUGACGCGGUCAAUCUUGGACUGAACCAAAUCAUACCUAUGAUGGACGAUGACACGGAUGCAGAAUUCAGCAUUGUACACACCUCUUUCUGUGACCCUUACUUGCUUGUGAUUAGAGAUGACAGCAGUGUGCUAGUUCUGACAGUCCAGGGAAAGGAGAUUGAGCCGCUUGAGAAUGAAGGUCCAGUCGCAGAGAAUAAAUGGCUCAGCGGAUGCAUCUACUCUGGCCAUCUCACAGAUGAUGUGCCCGUGCUGUUCCUUCUAAGUGCCGAAGGAGCGGUGAACAUAUUCUCCCUUCCCGAUUUCGAGUUCCUUUGUGGUUUCCCUGGAUUUCCUCACCUCCCAGCGGUCUUGGCAUGGGAGCGAGGAAAGGAGAGGAGAGCGGGCAUUAAAGAAACUCUCACCGAACUGCUCAUCGCUGAUCUCGGCAUGAGUGGUGUCAAUACGCCCUACCUGAUUGUUCGUACCGCCCUCGACGAUGUCGUGUUGUAUGAGCCUUUCCUUCAACGCGAUGGACAGUCCGGACCCGCAAAAUGGUUCUACGGUCUACAUUUCCGCAAGGUACCAGUACCGUAUACUCCAAAAUAUAACGACACUGUGCCGGCUACCGAGGAGGCAGAAGAGGAAGCCAACGCCCGUCAGCCUGCGCUGAAAAUCAUCUCGAUAGGCGCAUACAGGGCCGUCACUAUACCCGGCUCACCUUCGUCCCUCUUGCUGAAAGAAGGCAGUAGUCCGCCAAAGAUCUUGGAAGUAUGUCCAGUCGCAAAGCCUGCCGGGGCGACCGCUACUCUCACCCCGCUCAACCGCAUUGAUUGUCAACGCGGGUUCGCGGUUCUAAGUCACAGUGGUGCGUUGGUCGAGCAGACUUUACCAGAAGGUACUUGGUUUGGAAGUGGAUGGAGCGUGAAUCAAACCGAGCUGCAGAUCAAUGGAGAGACGGAGGAGGUAAGGCAGCUAGCCUAUCACAAAGGGAGGGGUGUUUGGAUUGUGGGUACUUGCCGCAACGUCGACUUUUGGUUCGCAAAGGAGGACGGGAGGCACUCGGAGCAGGACGACAUCAGCCUCCGACCACAAGUACCACAAUACAGUAUACACAUCCUCUCGGCCACCACUCAUAGUAUCCUUCACACCUAUCCUCUCCCAUUCCUUGAGACUCUCACAGAUCUCAAAGUCCUCGAUCUAGAAGCCUCAGAGAUGACCCAUGACCACAAACCUCUUGUCGUGGCAAGCACAGCUUCUCAGCGUGGCGAAGAUAUGCCCGCUCGUGGCGCCGUCAUUGUCUUUGACAUCAUCUCCGUCGUUCCAGACCCGGACAUCCCCGAAUCCAACCACAAACUCCACGUUCUCGCACGAGAAGAAUCUCGCGGGGCCAUCACGGCCCUUGCACAAUUCCCCGGCGGUCUACUUGGGACGGGACAAGGAUUGAAACUGAUGAUACGAGGAAUGAGGGAGGAUGGAAGCUGUCUCCCGGUCGCCUUUUUGGAUGCACAGUGUCAUACCACCGUCUUGAAGACUCUCGAUGGGAAAGGCAUGUGGAUUGCGGGAGAUGCUUGGAAGGGGUUGUGGUUCGGAGGCUUCACGGAAGAGCCCUACAAACUCACCAUUCUCGGCAAAAGCACCCUGACAACGGGCAUGGAGGUCAUGUCAGCAGAGUUCCUACCCUUCGACGGCGGAUUAUUCAUCCUCGUCUGGGAUGCCGAAGAAGACAUGCAUGUUUUGCAAUACGACCCUGAAAACCCCGUAACCAGCGGCGGGAUGAGAUUACUUCACCGCAGCACUUUCCACGUGGGACAUUUCCCGACCAACUCUCUCCUCCUGCCCAGCACAUUGGCGCCUUUUACUGAGCAAGCAAGGGAGUUGCCGCAGCAUGACGGAGAGGAAACGAAGCAGACGCAACAGAACUCACCGCUGUACCAUGUGCUCACCACGAGCUUGUCAGGGUCCAUCGGAUUGGUCACGCCUUUSGAUGAGAGCACGUAUCGACGACUGGGAGCACUGCAGGGACUCUUGACGAAUGUGCUCGAGCACCCCGCUGGCUUGAAUCCUCRAGCUUAUAGGAGCGGGAAGGGGGUCGAAGGAGCCGAAGUCCUCGGCGCGAAAGGCGUGGUGGAUGGUGCGCUCAUCAGGAGGAUUGGGGAGUUGGGUGUUGCGAGAAGGGCGGAGGUAUUGGGUCGGGCUGGAGGUGAUGGGUGGGGUUUGAGGAGCGAUCUGGAGGUUCUUGGAGGGGGAGGGCUGGGGUUUUUGUAA